CGACAGACCUUCCCGAGUCCUGGUCCUCACCUACCAGCUACCGAGCGCACGAGCAACUGAGCAAGCAGCCUUUGAAUGGCCCGCGACGGCGGCGGAGGCGGCUCGCCGGGCGCGGAGCGGCGGCGAGUGGCGCUGCGUGCCCUCCUCGCCGGUGGAGAGGCGUCCUCGUCCGCGGCGGAGGUGGAGGCCGCGAGGACGCCGAGCAAGGGGCUGCUGCGCGGGCUCCGGUGCACGUCGGCGGCGGCGUCGCAGGCCAUCGCGCCGGCUGCCGCGGUGGACGCCGCGCGGCCUUCGGCGGACUGGCGCGGGCUUGGGUGCGCCGCGGUGGCGGCGUCGCAGGCCCACGCGCCGGCCGCCGCGGUGGACGCCGCGCGGCGCUCCGAGGAGAGGCGCGGGAGGCGGCGGAGGAGCGGGAGGGAGAGGCGGAAGGCGAGGGGCGCGGGAAGCGGCGGCGGCAGCGGCGUCAGUGGUGGCGGUGGCGGGAUGGGCGGGGACGUCUGGUGCACUCCGGGGAUACCGUUCGCCGCCGAGGCCUCGUCGGUAGACUGCGUUGUGGCGCCGCACCAGCCGGCGAGUGCGCGCCGCCGCACCGAUGCCGAGAGGCCGCGCAGAGAGAGGCCUGGCGCGCCUCCGUCUCGGAGGAUCACCAUGCGGGAACACAUGUCCUCGUCUCCCAUGAAUUCGCCGCCACACCAUGACAUGCUGAUCAUUGAUGCCGACCGUGCACCUUCCGGCCGAAACCGACAUACGAGUGGGCGCCGGCACUCUCACGCACGGCUCGAGGAAGAGAUGAUGAUGUUCAGAACAAGGAUAUUACUGGGAAGAAUGGGUAUGUAUGAUCAGUAUCAGGAUUGGCGCCUCGAUGUUGAUAACAUGACAUAUGAGGAACUGCUUGAUCUGGAGGACCGAAUUGGAUACGUAAGUACAGGGCUGCGUGAGGAUGAGAUCACUCGAAGCCUUAGGAUGGUCAAAUACUCAGCGUUCAACCCCAAGCAUUUUUCGACAGAAAUGGAUAGGAGAUGUAGCAUUUGCCAAGAAGAGUUUGAAGCAAAUGAAGAAACUGGGAAGCUGAGUUGUCGCCACAGCUAUCAUGUGCAUUGCAUUAAGCAGUGGCUUUCUCAAAAGAACGCUUGCCCUGUUUGCAAGACCACUGUCUCAAAGACCUGAAGUCCUAGUCUAGACCACACUUUAUUUAUCGAGUAAUUGAAUUAAAAUGUAAAGGAUUAGUUUUCUUUUGUUGCUGCACAGCCCUCUGCAUACACGCUCGAAGCACAGGAUCCAAGAGUUUUUAUUUGCAUAUAGAAUUACAAGUUCUUUUUUUUCCAAAGGGUUAUUGAGUACUCCAUCUAAUACUGGUUCAAUGCGUCUGCUGUUGAGAAAGUUGUUGUACCUGCUGUGUUA
Panicum virgatum (switchgrass) is the source of this 1401-nucleotide messenger RNA. RefSeq names its product E3 ubiquitin-protein ligase MBR1-like. The coding region runs from base 76 to 1167 and encodes 363 amino acids. Lineage: Eukaryota; Viridiplantae; Streptophyta; Magnoliopsida; Poales; Poaceae. The record is from RefSeq and is a predicted model, not a curated record. Gene Ontology annotation, molecular function: ubiquitin protein ligase activity. The transcript has 5 exons.